GAUCUCUUUUUGUGCUUUCUGAUAACUUUCUCUCUCGAGAUCUAUAAAGGCUUACUGUGAUUUCCCAUCCCUAGCGUAACAGAGGUUAACAUAAUAUGAAAAAGUGCAUGAAGGAGGGUAUAUGUGAAAGACCUUUUGUGCCAGAAGGAGCAGGGGGAGGAAAAGAGAGACUUUUGGACAACUGAAUCACAAACUUUUGAUGAGAUGGAUAAGCUAACAAAAGGUCUAUGGAACAUUCACUAAAAAUGCUUUCAUUGUUAUUUUUCUUCUAUUUUUAUUGCUGUGCCUUAUCUUCUAAACAUCUCUUUUUCUGAAGGAAGUUCUCCUGAAAUCUGGCUUUCUUCUAGUUAAACAUGUUUAGGACCAAAGGUUCAGUUGAUUCACCACAUGUAUCUGAACAGAGAGGAAAUCUCAAUUUGGGAUGGUUUGAAUAAUGAAGCUUCAAUAUAACAUAUAAUAAUGAGAGUAAGAAGGAAUGUAUCAAGUCCAAAGUCACACAGUGUGGAAUAUGAUUUCUUGGCUAUUUGCACAAACACAAGUUUAAGAUAAAAGAGUAAUUUAUAAGAUUAGAUCAUGUUUAGUGACUUGAUCAGAUUUUGGGAAUGCUCUAGAUUUUUCUCAGAUUAAACUGCCAGACUAGUACUAUUUACUCAAAUUUGUUCCAGUAGAAUUAAUCCAGAAUAAGCAUUUAUUUUUGUUGUUAAGACUUUGGAUUUUUGAUCAAAGCCUCUUUUACAGAGUCCAUAAAUUUCUAUAGAAUAGUGUAGUACAGAUGCUCAAAAGCAAAAAUGUGAAAUUGGAUUCUUUUAGGUUGCAGUUUUCUAUAUAUCUAUGUGGGUUUGAACUGCAUUGAACUCUGAAUAGAGCUUAGUUCUGAGCAAACAUGGCUAGAAUUGCACUGUUACUUGGAGUUCUAGGAUUGCUGAGUAGAAAAGCUGACUAUUAAACAGAUGUAUUUUGCAUGGGAAUAAAUUACAAAACCUAUUCCUUUUAUCAAUUAUUUAGAAUAAUCUCACUCUUCCUGAUAGUUUACUGAUUAAAAACUUCAGUUUAUUGCAAUGGAGAGAAUUCAUUACCAUUCGCCUCAACAAAGAGUUCUCUGCAUCAACUGUGUGGUAAGAUGGGAUGUGUGUCCUAGUUCAACUGCUGCUAUGAAGAUAAAAACCUGAGAAAGUGUGAUAUUUUAUGUGACUCAGGUCUUAAACUAUUAUUUCCAAGAGGGGUGACCAAUCCAGCUAGAUUGGUCACUUUCAGUAUCUGAAAAUUUGACUCAACAUUUUUUAAAGAAAGGGUUCAUAAAUUGCAUGAGGCAACUUCACCCCCAGCCUGCAUUGUAGAAGCUUUUUCUUUCUCGAACAAAAAUUUCAGAAGGACCAGUUAAAAACUAAACCAAUCAUAUCCUUUUCCAGACAUUAAAAAGCAAACCAAGGAAUUUGCUCUCUGUAAAACCAAACAAAACCUCAUAUUUCCUUUCUGGUGAACCUGCCCCUCCCAUCCUCAUGAGGGGUUUAAUUUAAAAAAAAAAAGCUUUAAUAUUCGAAAAGCUAGUAAACAUAUAGGCAAGCUUUUAGCAGAUGAUGGAGUUUCAUAAUAAGUUUCAUAAAAGUUAGUCAAAUUGUUAACACAGAAGAAACAUCUGAACCCUGUGGUUUCAGAAAUGACUUGCAUGGUUUCCCCAGUGUCAGGCCAAAGGAGGAAGGAAUGCUCUUUCUCUUUUUCAAAACCUUUUCAUAGUUAAUGUGGUUAAUAUGAACUCUUAGUGUUGCCAACCUAACAGCAAGUAACAUUAAUUCGAUUUCUCUUAAAUAUAAUGCAGAAGGUGGGGAACCAAUCACACCCAAAGUUUUCUCAAAAAGCCAUAUAUUUAUCCAUGGCCUUUAACUAUUUUUCACUUGGCACCAACAUAGCUAAAGAGCAAUAUCUUAGAGAUGGGCAGCUACCCCAUUAUUUCAUUUGGACUUGUUAAUAGGUAAGCAAAUUUGAGAUUAGGAUUCAAUCUGACAUGUUCUGCUUCGUUAGAGCUUCUGCCCAGAGUCCAAACCAAACAGUUAUUUUUUUUUAAUCUCAGAGCACUAACAUUUGGAUUCUCUACAUCUAGUCCCACCUUUGAAGCAGGUCAAGACUAAAAUAUAGGUGGAAGUUCCAAAGCCUACAAUGGCUUUAAAAUUCGGGCUCAAUAAACCCAAGUCGCAUUUGUAGUCAACUGAGAAGAUCUUCAGACAAAAUGACUUCUGUGGAGCAGGUGAGCUGUACUAGACUCCGUUUACCUGGAAGAAGACUUCAUUUCGGUCUCUGGGACAGGUGGCACUCUCUGCCCAUGUUCAGGGAACAGAAAAGGGGACCUGGCUCAGUAUAACCAGUUUCCUCCAAGCUCUGUUCUGUUAUUUGCCAGUCCUGCAGUCUUGUUGCCCACCACCAGGAACGGAGUGCCACUGACUUUUAGGGCGCUUUCUUUGACCCCUGGAAACCUCGCUUUGGAGACUUGGAUCCCAGGACCAUCUCAAUGAGACUUGCUAUUCCCAAGUAAACAUCGGGAGAGCUGGAGCAGUUUACUUGUCAGAAGUGAGUGCCACUGAAAAUCACCCGCGUGGAAGAAGGUAGGUGAUAUAUUAGAAGAAACUAACGGGAGGGGACGAAGAGAAGUAGGGAGGUAGAUGAGUCCCCAGCGUCCUAGAUCUUUCACGCCCAUAUUCCGAACGGGUUUGGCAAUGGCGCGCUCGCUGCUGAAGUACAAAGUUAGAGGGCGGAUUUGAAAGCGACCCAGGGCAUCUACCUCAUGUUUGCUAGACCUGGGCGAUCCCUCCGGGGAAGCGGGAGAUGUAAUUUGGCUGCUACGGCAAACUCAGCCGGAUGCCCUGCACCGCAGAAUCGCCAAAGGCAACUGUCCCAAGGCGGCCUUCGCCCAAGAGGUCCCAGCACAUGGAAAACAAAGGCGAACGGCGAGGAAGCAAUGAAAAGAUUUCCAGUUUAAACUCAAGACAAGUAGAGCACUAAUGGUUCCUGCUCUAUUAGUCAGGAAAUUUAUCAACUACAAAAGAUACGCACAUCAAUAACAACGGACCGGGGGGAAACCGCGUGAAGGCUCAUUUCACUUGAAGUUUCGGCCUUUCACUAGAGCCAGAGACCAGGGCAUUUAAAAGAGUAUCAACAAUUAUUAAUAGCAUCUGAUAAUGAUUCAUACAAAAUAUCAGUGAAUAGAAUCUUACAACAGUCUACACUGAAAAAGGACAACAGAAAUUACAAAAGCUUCAGAAUGAAUUUCAAAAUUCAUGGCAAAAGUGCCAUUAAGAACCAUCAACAAGAAUAUGCAGUUCUGUUUAAAAUAAAUCUGUAUUUAGUUGGAAACAGAAAAACAAGCAUACAAAUUUCAAAAAAGCAUUUAAUAACAUUUAGUUACAUUUUGAGGGAAAGAAAUUAUUUAAGGAGACUCAAUAUGUUGAUGAAUGCAAAUCUUAAAAAUUGUAAAGUAAAAAUGAAUUGGCAUAUUAAUGUGAGAAAGAAAUCUGAAGAUAACAAAUCACAUGCAUCAUAUUUUGAAAAUGGAUGUAAAUACAUGGAAACCAAAUCACCAAUGAGUUAUACGGCACAUCAAGCAAAUAUAUUAAGAAGUGAAGAACUGUUGCAAAAAAGUCAGAAAAGCUUGGGAAGUAUAAUGUUAAAAUUUAUAAAGCAACAUAAAGGAAAAGAGCAUAUUGAAAGAAACAUUUUAAAAGAAAAAUGUAAAAAUAGUAUUGAGAGAUUUUUAGCUUCUGUGAAAGAAACAAUUUGUAAAGUGAAUACAAAUGAGUACAGUAAAAAUUUGCACAGAAUAGUUUCUGAUGAACAGAAAAUAUUUAAUAGAGAAAGAAAUAUAUAUAUAGGAUUUAAAAGUUUACAACAGAAAACAAAUAUUAAAGAAAAAAUCAAGAUGUGGAAACGGAAAACAAGAAAUAAACAAUCAAUUUAUGCAAAUCAGAAGCUUCAAUUCAGAAAUUUAUUCACUUACCAAAAAAAUAGGCCCAUACAGAAGGUAUACUUAACUCAUAAAAAGACGUUUAACAUUCAAAAGAAAAAAAACCCUGUGUUUCAAACAAAAAUUUAUAGAGACAAACAUUUAAUACAAAAAUGGGGCAGUAUUCUCAGAAAAGAAAGUAAAUUUGGAGAAAAUGAAAGUGGGACUUUGUUCAAAAAUUGCUAUAUGCAUUUUUCCACAAUAAAUCUUAAGUUUUUAACAAUUACAAUAUGUAUGAAGCAAGAAUUUUUUAGCUCAAAGAAAUAUCAGACACAGCAAUUAACCCAAGUGAAAAAAAUGUUGCGAUAUCUGUUGCCAUCUUCAGAGAGAGUUAAAAAGAAGUAUUUUAGUCUUAGUCCGAAAGCACUUGAAAUGUCAUCUCUAAAAAUACCGAUGGUAAAAUGGCUUGUUAAAAAAGAGGGUUUUCCAGACUUAAUCUACUUCCACAAAGAUAUUUUUAAUGGCCCAUCAUCAACUGUUGAAAGAACCAAGCGAUCAGCAAAACAUAAAACUGAAUCAAUAUCAGUAGGUGCUUUGAGACAUUUAAGCAAUGCUCUUAUAGCAGGUGCUACAAUUUUUGGAAUAGCUCUGUUUAUUAUUGUGUUAGGAGGAUUUUACCUCUACCUUAAAAGAAGACUAGUUUUAAAAUUUUUGAAUACUGUUUUGAAAGAUGGAAAAUCCUCUUCCAAGUCUAAAUCUACUGAUUCUCAAGGUUAUGCCCCUAUUUCUGUUUCACAGAAUUUUCAUUUUGUACAACCAAAGGACUCAAGAAAGAAACAGACAGCAGAUGUAGAAGCCCUUGCCAAAACCAAUCAUGUUACUGUGAAAGAAAUAUAUGAUAGCACCGAUACAGAAGGAAGUUCAAAAAAGUCACACAGAGGUUUGACUGUGAGAUCCAGAGCAUACGUGUUUCCAUCUCGGUCCAAUGGAAGUGUACAAUCUUUCUAUGAUGAUGUUUGUGAUAUUUGCUCAGCGCAAUUUUCUUUAUCAGAUGAAUUUGUAGAAAAACCAUAUUCAAAUCUGCCCAGCACUACUCCCAAAGCAAAGGAAGCUGUUUCUGUUUCAUGUCAAACGAACCAUUGUUUGAAAGAUGAACAAAUCUCUGGUAUCAAUACCGAUAUGUCACCACAGUUCAAGAAACCAACUAUUUCAAGAUCAAAAUCUGAAAAUGAUAUCGUAAGGGCUUGUUCCAGUAAUACAUCACGUCCAGUACAAUCAUUGACUCAUGUUUCUGAAGUACAAAAUCCAUGAUCAUUAUCUUGAUAUCACAUUGAAAAAUUCUAAUUAAUCUUAAAAUGUUGAUGAUUCUAUUUUUUCGUAAAACAACAAAUUUCUUAACUGAAUACAGUUUCAUUAAGAAUAGCACACAAAGUUCUGUGACAGUCUUGUUCCAGCUUUAUAGGAAGUUCUCCAUUCUUGAUGCUCCAUUUUAAGAAGGCAUUUCUGGUUAAGGUUAGACAUUUUGAAUCUGGGAUAUUUUGACUACAAAAUGUUUUGUGGACUCACAAUAGUGUGUGUGUACAGAGAUGCAACAACAUAGCAUCCAUAAAACUUGUAGAAUGUAUUGUAUAUAAUAAUAAUAAAGUUGGAAGGGACCUUGGAGGUCAUCUAGUCCAACCCCCUGCUCAGGCAGGAAACCCUACACCAUUUCAGACAAA
Molecule: messenger RNA, 5649 nt
Organism: Crotalus tigris (Tiger rattlesnake)
Lineage: Eukaryota; Metazoa; Chordata; Lepidosauria; Squamata; Viperidae
Exons: 9
Coding region: 3254-5242 (662 amino acids)
Source: RefSeq, a predicted model, not a curated record